GGGCAGGGCCGGCUGCUGAGACGCGCUGCUGCCCCCCGCGCGGGCGCCGCGGCUUCAAUGGCGCCAUCGCCCAGGACCGGCAGCCGGCAAGAUGCGACCGCCCUGCCCAGCAUGUCCUCAACUUUUUGGGCGUUCAUGAUCCUGGCCAGCCUGCUCAUCGCCUACUGCAGUCAGCUGGCCGCCGGCACCUGUGAGAUCGUCACCCUGGACCGGGACAGCAGCCAGCCACGGAGGACGAUCGCCCGACAGACAGCGCGCUGCGCAUGCAGAAAGGGACAGAUCGCUGGCACCACGAGGGCCCGGCCCGCCUGUGUGGACGCCCGGAUCAUCAAGACAAAGCAAUGGUGUGACAUGCUACCGUGCCUGGAGGGGGAGGGCUGCGACCUGCUCAUCAACCGCUCCGGCUGGACCUGCACGCAGCCCGGCGGGCGGAUCAAGACCACAACGAACACCUAG
Messenger RNA from Trichechus manatus latirostris (Florida manatee), 456 nucleotides. It is a transcript of the gene TAFA5, whose product is annotated as TAFA chemokine like family member 5. Gene Ontology annotation, biological process: G protein-coupled receptor signaling pathway. The record is from RefSeq and is a predicted model, not a curated record. Gene Ontology annotation, molecular function: G protein-coupled receptor binding; receptor ligand activity. NCBI's taxonomy places the organism in Eukaryota, Metazoa, Chordata, Mammalia, Sirenia, Trichechidae. The transcript has 4 exons. The coding region runs from base 58 to 456 and encodes 132 amino acids.